Molecule: messenger RNA, 2620 nt
Organism: Oppia nitens
Lineage: Eukaryota; Metazoa; Arthropoda; Arachnida; Sarcoptiformes; Oppiidae
Product: MYND-type zinc finger-containing chromatin reader ZMYND8-like
Exons: 4
Coding region: 21-2420 (799 amino acids)
Molecular function (GO): protein binding
Source: RefSeq, a predicted model, not a curated record
UUCAAUUUAAAACAAUAGUUAUGGAAAUUGAGAGUCAAUUAAGCGGUGAAAGCAAUGCAUUGACGCCAAAGAUAUACGAAAAUAUCGGUGAUUAUAGCGAUGGACAUCAUUUGCAACCCUUGAUGACCACCACUGCCGUCAAUAGCUGUCAUAAUAGUGAGACACCGAUGACCGCCACAGAUGCACAUCUGGCUCAACAACAUCAGCAGCUAAUGAAGAUUGAACCGUCGGUACAGACAUCGAUGGACAACACUUACCACACACUGGACAACAAUAACAGUGAUAUCUGUCUCUCUCCGACCAUUAAUAACGAUGAUGGCCAACACGUGAUGGACACGAGUGGUAACACUACUAAUAUUGACGGCUCCGGUAGCCCAACACGACCGCUCCUUUCGUCGCGCGACCGGUUUUGUUGGGUGUGUCAUAAAGACAAGGGUAAUAUCCAGUGUCGUCAGUGUCCCCGAUGUUAUCAUCUCAGAUGUAUACCGAUAACCAAUGGUGACGGCACUGUCAUUGAGUCCAAGAACAACAAAUCUAUGAAUAAAACGUUAAUUGAAUCGUUUGAGUCAUGGAUCUGUCUCGAGUGUAAAGAUAUUAUAAAAGAAGAAGAAAACUUACAGUCUAUGACCACCGAUGAUAGCGAAGAGUUGCCUCCUAAGUCACUGUUGGCUCAGAUGACCAUCGAUGAGAUGUCCGAACUAUUGACGUUCGCAUUGCAAACUAUACGUCUUUCGGCUGAUCUAACUUUCCAUAAGCCGGUGUCGCACAUUGUGUUUCCCGAUUAUCACGAGUUAGUUCAUUGUCCAAUGGAUUUAUCGACUAUCGAAAACAAAAUCAAUAGCAAUCGAUAUCGAUCACAGGCGGCCUUUUUGGCGGACAUCAAAUGGAUUGUUCACAACUGUAUUAUCUAUAACCAUAACAAUCAUCCGUUGACGACAAACGCUAAGUACUUGUCACGGGUGGCCAAGAAUGAGAUGGUAGAGAUGGACAUAUGUCCCGAUUGUUUUAGAAAUUUUUAUACAGUGACCGAGUCGUCCUUUGCCGAGCCGUGUCGACGGCCACAUCAAUUGGUGUUCGCUCGGGUAAAGGGCUACCCAUUAUGGCCUGCGAAGACCGUACGACUCGGCAACAAAAACGAAGUCGAUUGUCGUUUUUUCGGCACUCAUGAUCGAGCUUGGGUAACUGUAGACUCGUGUUGGUUAGUAUCUGAAGUACAUCCCGGUUCCAAACCAAAUAAGACACAUAAGGCUAAGUUUGAGGGCGCUAUGCGAGAGCUGGCCGUUCACGUGGAACGACUGAACGCGCGUUUUCCUAAAAAGUUUAAAUAUUCGCCGUCAAAGACAUCGUUUUCAGCCAAACAGAUAUUCAUUUUAGAUGAAGAUAAUGACUAUUACAACAAAUUAAUUGAUUAUCGACUGCAAACAGUAGAUGAUAAAUCACCCAAUGGUGCCGCCGAUAUAUCUGCCAAUUCAAAUGAAAAUAGUAAUAAAAGUUUGGAUAAUAAUAGCAAUGAUACCAACGAUAAGAGUGGUGAUGAAAGCGGUGUUACAAAUAUUACAAAACCAGUCGCUCCGGGAGUGUUUAGUCUGACCAGUGAUAAAGUUUUGGAUGAACUCAAAUCUGAGAUUAAAAUCAGUAAUGAAUCGACAAAUCUCUUAAAUAAAAAUAUCAAAAGCAAUUCGCAGCUAAAAGAUGACAAAAGCGCCAACGCGUGCGCUCGGACGGCACGUGUCGGUAAACGCAAUGUGGCCGAAGCGUUGCGGGCCAGCAAAAUAAUGAGAACCGGUAGCAACUCAUCGCAAACAUCAUCAUUUGCACCGACAGUCACGCCGUCAUCCAAUAAACAACAAACAAACCAGAGUUCAAAUGCAAACAAUACAUCACAGCAAACGACUACAGCAAAUGCAUCGGUUGUCAAACCGAAAGGCCAGUCAACUGUCACAUCACCACAACUUAUAUCCAAUCAAAAUAACAGUACUAUUAAUAAUAAUAAUAAUAGUAAUAAUAAUAACAACAAUUUUAGAGAGGAGUUGGAAAGACUCAAAAAACAAAUACAUUACGAGAAUGCUAUGCAUCGACAAGAGAUCCGAGAGAUUAAACAUAACUCGGAUUUAGUUUUGAUGGAAAUGAGACAGAGUUGGGUCACCGAAAGGGAUAAAGCAUUGGAGGAUCAGCGCCAGAAACACGAUUUGGAGCGCAAGCUAUUGAUGGCACAGUUUGACACUGAAAAGAAGCGAUUGUUGUCAUCUAUUGAGGAGACAAAGAGGAAACAGUGGUGCGGGGAGUGUCUUAAAGAGGCACAACUGUUCUGUUGCUACGACACCUGGUAUUGCACUUAUGAAUGCCAGAAGAGUCACUGGAAGAGUCACGUAAAUGUAUGUCAACAGAUCCAGAGAGCCUCUACAUCCAAGAAGUCUUAGAUUUUGUUUCUAUCCAUACAACCAUAUAAUUCAUAUAUUUGUAUAAUAUAUCUAAACUUUUUCAUGAUUUGAUUUUCAUCAAUAAGAAAACAAACAUAUUUUUGGCGACAAUUUCACAUCAUUUAGUGAUUUUAAUACAAUUCAUAGUUAAAAAAAAUGAGAUUUUAAUUUUGAAAUUAUUAAUUAAAUAACAAAUACAC